AUUUUACUAAUCAGUUUCCCUCAAGAGUUCACACUGCCAUGAUUGAUUUUAGCGUCUUUCAGAGCGAGGAACGUUGUUCUUAAUUUUAUUUUAUUGUGAUAAACACUGAAUUUAAAGUAAGCAUGUUGUGUCUACCGUACACUUGAAUAGACAUUUAUCAGGAUUUCAUCUUUCCUGUGAAAGAAGUUUGGUAACACAAUGGUGGUGGAUACCGGGAUGAGGCACCUGAAUCUCAAACAGCCGACUGCCAUGACACCCAAGGAGCUAUCGGAUAAUGAUGAUUUGGCUACGGCUCUUAUCCUGGAUCCAUUCUUGGGGUUCAUAACGCACAAAAUGAACAUAAGGUAUCGACCAUUGAAGGCCAACAAGGAGGAACUUAGGAGUAUUCUUGAGCAGUUUGUGAAGAGCCAGAACUAUGAAAAAACAUAUAAGAGACUUUUGGCUGGCGAGUGGUUGCCUCGCUCCAUGACUAGUUUGCGGAACAAACUGCAGCACCAGCGGCUAGAGGAGCAUAUUUAUAGGUAUCUUCGAAUUUUUGAUAAAGACUCUGGAUUUACCAUAGAACCAUGCUACAGAUAUUCAUUAGAAGGACAAAAAGGUGCAAAAAUAUCUGCAACAAAGAAGUGGUAUAAGAACGAAAAGAUAAGCUGCCUGGUAGGCUGUAUCGCAGAGCUAAGUCAGGAAGAGGAAAACCAGUUGCUGCACACUGGCAAGAAUGACUUCUCCGUGAUGUUCAGUUGCCGCAAAAACUGUGCACAGCUAUGGCUGGGACCUGCAGCCUUCAUCAACCAUGACUGUCGACCUAACUGCAAGUUCGUGGCCACGGGACGAGAUACAGCCUGCGUCAAAGUUCUGCGGGACAUAGAGGCUGGAGAGGAGAUCACCUGUUUCUAUGGGGAGGACUUCUUUGGGGAUAACAACAGCUAUUGCGAGUGUGAGACCUGUGAAAGGCGAGGAAUGGGAGCAUAUGCUAAAGAGAAUAUGGAAGAGGAUUCAGGGAAGACAGGAUACAAGCUGAGAGAAACAGACAAUAGACUUAACCGGUUAAAGAGCCGACAGAAGACACCCAUUAAAACAGAAACCUGUUCAGUACCAUCGGAGUGUGGCAGCGACAGCAAUAGUGGAUGUUCGUCUGCAGUGGGCAGCAACGCAGUGACUCCCCUCAGCAUGCGAGAGCUCAGACAGAAAGGAUUGACUAAGUACGAUGCGGAGUUACUAUUAGCGCAGGGCACACGCUUUUCGGACAUCACAGCAGACAGUUUCCGCACUCGCAGUGAGCACCUGGUAGACAGAGAGAGCCGGUUACACGCAAGGAACCUCAGGAAGUCAAUAUCCAGAAAGAAGGAUGUGGAUGACGGGGGUGGUCCGACAUCGACGGUUCCUUCAGCUGCUGCGGACGUCAGUGAUAGUGCCAGUAACGGUAUGUCUCUUCGGAACCAUAAACGGUUGAGUGAGCCGGUGUUAGACACUUCAUCAGUGAUGAAAGAGAAGGUGAACAACAACAAUAACGACUUGAGUGAACUGUGCUCCAAGUUGGAAAAAACCAAUGUGGUCGAGCCACUUGAAAAUAAAGUGAAACGGACAGAAGUCUCUAAAAAGGAAAACGAUAAAGGUGUAGCUUUUGUUAAUAGAGUAAGUAAACGUAGAAAAAGUGUAUUAAAAAAAGUUAACACUGUUUUAGAAAAUGUGUAUUCACCUGUGAGUAGACCGAAAAGGACUUUAAGUAGUAGGCGCUCUAGGUAUAACAGCUUUAGUGAUAGCACGGAUGUGAUCAGUGAUCAGCCAGAAGUUAAGAGUGAACCGAGUGAGUGUGUGGUGGAUUCUGUGUCUAAAUCGCCAGAAGUAGAACCUUUGAAACCCGAGUGUGUUCCUGAAAGCGAAGUUGAUGUCAAGAAAGAAGUGGAUGUACCCAAUGAAAAGGAUGUUUAUGAAUUUGAUGAUCAAGAGUGUGAAGUAAAUGAACCGGUGUCUUUAAGGAGAUUAAAAGUCGAAGAGAAGAAAGAAUGUGACAACUCACCUCCACCGAAAACGGAGCCACCAAGUGAACCGACAACACCAGAGAAGCAAGCAGGAGGAAGAUUAAAACUGACACUGAGAAUGAAACGGAGUCCGAUAGUAGAGGAUUCGUCCGAGUCGGGAAUGAAUUGGGCCAGCGAAGAACCGGAGUACGAAGUUCUGAGGGUGGAAGGUGUCGGUGAUCUGGAAGAGGAGGAUUUGCAUCGGAAGAAGAAACACAAGAACAAAGAUCGUGAGCGGCGGCGGCGAAAAUUUAGAGAGUAUUUGAAGUUCGAUGAUCCAGACGCUGGAGUUAGGUAGCUGAGAUGUGUACUGUGUGAGAAUGGAAGAAGUUAAUAUUAUGAGAAAGUGCUUUUUUAUAUUUUCACUACUCACUUUGUAUCCGUUGUAUUUCAAUGUAUUUUUUAUAAAGCUAAGUGAUUUUAACUGAGUAGGAGUUUUUUGUAUAAUUGUAGUGUUCUUAUUGUUUUGGGGUUUUUUUAUACAAUAAUGAGACCUUUGUAAUUGCCGUUUUUAUUACAUACGUUAGUUGUACUGCCACAGUUUAAUUUAUUUUUAAGCUAAGUUUAUGUUAAGAAAUAUCUGCAUACAGUAAGAAGGACUGAAAGAUUUAAGGCAUUAACUCGUAUUUCAUUUCCAUGAGUAUCCACUACAUUAAAAACAUUUUACUAUGUUUUUUCAAUUAAAAAACUUGUUUUUAUUCACUGCCAGGAAAUAUUCAACACAUUAGUGUUAUUUAAAAAGGAGUGGCUCUCUGCUCUUUAAGAUUUAUCUCGAGUGCUGCAGAACCUACUCCAGGCAUUGCAGUACUAUGAAAAAAUUGUUAGGAGUCUUUGAGUAUUAUAUUUAUUGGUGAUGAGUUAUUGUAUAUUUUUUAAAGGGAAUUUUUUUAUAUUUUUUUUAUGCUUCAGUAUUUGAUAUGGGCACUUGUUGAUUUUGGACAGAGAGUAUUGAAAUUCAAAGUUCAGAUAUAUUUAUUUUUUAGUUUUUAAAUAAUAUAAUUAUUGUAUAGAAACAUUUUUUUAAACUCUUCUUUGUGUUUAUAUAUAAUAUUCAAGAUACACAAGAGUCAAUCAAAAUAUUAAUAAAUAUGUAUAGAGCAUUUUUAUAGUGGAUUAUUGAAAUGAGAUCGUAAUUAAUAGUUUACAGAGAAUUAACAUUUCCAUUAAGCUACAAUGUUUAUCAGUGUUAUCACAUACGUUUUUACAUGAUUUCAAAUGUUCCUCAUCACACAAAUACUUUUUAAAAGUAAAAAUAUUUGUAAUUGUUUGGUGUCAAAUCUAAAAAUCUUUGUUCUUUACCCUUUUCACCCCACAGUCUGAUAUAUCGGACCUCUGCAUAACAUGCCACAAUACAAUGUAUCCAUGGUUUAUUCCCAUUUCUGACAAUCCAAAUUAAUUAAAAUUGCAACAAAACUGCUGAGGAGAUAUAAAAAAUGAAGUAAUUUUGUUGCAUUAGUUGGUAAGACUUUUGGUACGUUCUGUAGGGUACUUCUUUACUUAAUUCAGUCGAUUUACUUGUUUUUAAAGAAGCUAAUUUCUUUCAGUUCUUCCGACUCAUGUACUUUAAGCAUUUACCAGUGUUUUGUUGUAAUACUUAGUCUUACAUAGUCUUAAUAGAGUGUCUCCAUCAGUUAUUGACAAUUUUUAAAAUUGUGUCCGUGAGUGUUUGUUGGAGAAGGAUUGACUCACUUAAUCUUGAAUAUAGCUUUGCUAAUAAAAACUUAAAAGGGUGCACUAAUUAACUGUUGCACGUUAUAUUUAUAUAAAUAUAUUAAUCGUCAUUGUGAAUCUUAAUUAAAUUCGUAACCGUCUAGAUAACUUGGCAUGUUGAAGAAUAGUCAAAUUAAGGAAAAGUUUUGAAUGGACAAUAUUGUAGGUACAAUAAUUAAAUCCUAUGUAAAUUCAACUUUUCCUCUUGUUUCGAAUUUACAGGAAAGUUGUUUAGUUUAUUUUGCUGCAAUAUUGUAGAAAACCGUACGAAGUAUUGAUGUGUUUUCAUUCCAUAAACUAGCCAAUAAAUGCUGCUCUAAAUAUAUUGUAACACCAAUAAUAUUCUGAGUCUAGAGCUGUUCCAACAAAACUUGUUAAACAUUAUGUGAUUUAACUCAAAAGAAACGUAGUUUUGUUAGUUAAAGUUUCAUGUUGUAAAUUACUGAGCAUUUUCCAUCACAAUGUUGUCAGUCUCUCCCGGUUUACGGUAUUAUACCUUUAUUUGUGUACUUUUGUAAAUCCCACGUUGUUAACUGCCUGGUUGUUGUGUUGAGUAUCCAACUACUGGUUCUGUACCCCGACUGAGGUGUUGUUAAACUUGUAGUCUUAGGCUGUAAAUACGGAACGGAACGAUGUCUAGGCUUGGGCCUAAUUUUAGUUUGAAUGCUGCGCAUUCUCUCGUAUCAUAUUAUGGAGUUGUUGGUUUCUCCACGUUUCUGUGUAAACUGAGGUGUUAAUAUUAGUUGUAAGAUAAUGUAUAUAAGCAUUGUAUUUAUUUCGAUUAGGUGACAUUUUGUUUUCCUUCACGACUGAAAAUAUAAUAUAUAUUGUGAAUAAAUAACAAUUUCUUUUAA
Molecule: messenger RNA, 4582 nt
Organism: Homalodisca vitripennis (glassy-winged sharpshooter)
Lineage: Eukaryota; Metazoa; Arthropoda; Insecta; Hemiptera; Cicadellidae
Gene: Hmt4-20
Product: histone-lysine N-methyltransferase KMT5B-A
Cellular component (GO): nucleus
Molecular function (GO): protein binding; histone H4K20 methyltransferase activity
Source: RefSeq, a predicted model, not a curated record